AUGCAACUGCUAAGAAGUGUUGUCUUAUGGAUCUGGCUAGCAGCAGCUGGACCUAAAUGUCUUAUUUCGUUAACCGCGGGCUAUCAGGUCCAAGUCCGUAUACCCGUGUGGGAUGUUGGAGGCAUUAUCUCACGUGUUACGGGUCUUACCAAGGGGCAAGCCAACAAUCAGAAGAAGAAAGAUCGACCCAACUAUGAAGAGUAUUGGGCGCCCUCAUAUGGAUACUAUGAUCCUUCACCGCCAAUUUAUCCGCCGCCACCUUACUAUCCAUAUCCUCCGUAUGUGCCACCCACCAGUCCGCCGUGGCCAACACCUGGACCACCAACUAAGCCACCAACGAAGCCACCAACAAAACCACCAACAAAACGUCCAACUAAGCCACCAACUAAGCCACCAACUAAGCCACCAACCAAGCCACCAACCAAGCCACCAACAAAACCACCAACUAAGCCACCAACUAAGCCACCAACGAAGCCACCAACUAAGCCACCAACGACAACAGAGCCUCCAACCGAUUCAACAACUGAUGUGACAACGGAGGCAACAACUGAUUCAACAACUGUUGUAACAACGGACGCAACAACUGAUUCAACAACUGUUGUAACAACGGACGCAACAACUGUUGUUACCACGGACGCAACAACGGAUGCAACCACUGAUGCAACAACUGUUGUAACCACGGACGCAACAACGGACGCAACAACGGAUGCAACCACUGAUGCAACAACUGUUGUAACAACGGACGCUACAACAGAAGCAACAACGGACGCAACAACAGACGCAACAACGGACGCAACAACUGAGGCACCAACAAAUCCUCCUAUCCGAAACCUCUGUUCAAUAUAUCCCUACCUUCCAGAGUGUCAGAAAAUGAAAUCAGUGCACCUGAAAAACAAUAAUUUAAGCAAUGUUUUUCAGCCCGAACAGAAGCUCUCGAUCGAAACUAUGCCACACUCGGUGACAUCGCUUUGUUUCUACUAUCCCCGCUUGUGCAUGAAGCCCGAAGAAGCUCAGUUCGUAAGAUUGUCGGACAAGAACGGAAGACCGUUGCUUUUAAUAUCCCCAGUUGAUGGGAAACCAUCGCAAUCUUUGGCGCAGAAUAGGUUUCGGCCAAACGGAAAAAGAGUUUCUUAG
This is a messenger RNA of Drosophila elegans, 1134 nucleotides long. Its product is annotated as mucin-2. The record is from RefSeq and is a predicted model, not a curated record. The transcript is spliced from 2 exons. The coding region runs from base 1 to 1134 and encodes 377 amino acids. NCBI's taxonomy places the organism in Eukaryota, Metazoa, Arthropoda, Insecta, Diptera, Drosophilidae.